AUGAGAAAAUUAAACAGUUUAUCAUUGGCAAGAAGAUUCUUGAGCCAUUAUCAUCCAAGCCAUUCAAUCCGAUCGGAAGGACAGCACAAAAAGUUUUUUCAUUUAAAUUUAGGAACCUUGGCAGUAUAUUCAAAGGAGAGUGGACAUCGCCAUGACACUUCUUGUUCGAGCGUUCAUCGUCAAGAAAAUCCCGAAAUUGAAGAAGAAGCACCAAUUAUCAAGCUUCAAAAAAUUCAGCAAGAGCAGACGAAUACAAAAUCCAAACCAACACCCAUAGACAAUAUUGCCAAUAAGGUGAUUUUUGAUACGGUUGAUAUUUCAAAAAUUACCAAAGAAGAAUUUAAUGUGACCAUGACUAAUCUACGGGAGCAAUUACGAGCAAUUAAUCCAGAACAAUAUUCUCUUGCACUUCUUCAAAAAGAUAUAGAUAGUGUAAAUAUUUGCACUAUAUUAUACUGUUUGAACGCAGAAUGGGCCACAAUUAAGGAUCACACAAAAUCACAGACAACAGGAAGUCUUCGACUUGCAUGGUGGAAAGAUCAGCUAAAGAAUGCUCUUGUCGGUCACCCACCAAGAGUGCCGGCAUUGAUUGCACUGGCCUACAUGCAAUCACAUGCAAAACCUGAAAACAAAUUGAAAUUUUCUCAUUUACGAAACAUUUUUAAAUGGAGAGAAAUUGACCUUCGUUGGAAACAACCAGCCACAUUGGCAGAUAUUGAAAAUUAUUCUGAUGGAGUGUACGGAUCUUUGAUUAUGGCUCAUCUACAGGCUGUUGGUAAACGAAAUGUUCAUACCGAUCAUGUUGCUUCACAUGUUGGACGAUCAUAUGGAAUAUGUACGUUGUUAAGAGCAGUACCUCAUCUGGCUGAACACAGCUCUACGUAUCUACCUGCUCAGCUGUGCGCAAAAUUUGGAGUAACAGAAGAUGACAUUUACUCCAAACGAGCAUCGCCAGCCCUUGAGGAAGUCGUUUUUAAGGUAGCUGACUUGGCUCAUUCACAUUUAGAUUUGGCGAGAGAAUUGGCAGUUCUGAAAGACGAAAAAUCGCAACAGUUACUUGUGGAUCCAAAGUCAUAUCCAUUAUUUAUGCAUUCAAUCAUUUGUGAAGUAUUUCUAGAACGUCUCCAAAAAGCAAAUUUCAAUAUUUUUGAUGACCGACUCUCGGCUCAAAGCAUGCGAUUUUCAAUUCUUUUCAAACUUGGAAAGACCAAGUGGUUUGGAAAAUAUUAA
Messenger RNA from Naegleria lovaniensis, 1230 nucleotides. RefSeq lists its product as uncharacterized. Gene Ontology annotation, biological process: biosynthetic process. The record is from RefSeq and is a predicted model, not a curated record. The transcript has a single exon. Lineage: Eukaryota; Heterolobosea; Eutetramitea; Acrasida; Naegleriidae. Bases 1 to 1230 code for a protein of 409 amino acids.